This is a messenger RNA of Hyphopichia burtonii NRRL Y-1933, 393 nucleotides long. RefSeq lists its product as uncharacterized. Gene Ontology annotation, biological process: late endosome to vacuole transport via multivesicular body sorting pathway. NCBI's taxonomy places the organism in Eukaryota, Fungi, Ascomycota, Pichiomycetes, Serinales, Debaryomycetaceae. The annotation marks the transcript as partial. Gene Ontology annotation, cellular component: endosome; Vps55/Vps68 complex. The record is from RefSeq and is a predicted model, not a curated record. The transcript has a single exon.
AUGAAUCCAUUGAAUAAGAUUAUAUUCUUAUCAGCUUUCUUAGCGUCGGGGUUUUUGUUAAUUUUAUUAUCAUGUGCAUUAUAUAAUAACUGGAAGCCAUUAUGGGUUAUAUUAAUUUUUUUGAUAGCACCAUUACCCAAUAUAAUAUCAUCAUCAAUUGAAAAUAAUCGGGAUGACUUUUUAAUGUUUAAUAAUGAUCAUAACAAUAGUCCAAGUUCCAUCGAGGAGUUGAGUAAGUUUAUCACUGGAUAUUUGAUUAUCAGUGGGGUUUCAUUACCAAUUAUAUUGUAUCAUACUAAUUUGAUUGAAAUGGGGUCAAUGAUUAUGAGUAUAAUUGGAGGGUUGAUUGUAUAUGGGGAUAUUAUUGUAUUCAUUUGGUUUUUCAGUGAAGAA